AUGAACAAGACUAAACCAACUCAAUCAAACCUGAGAAUAAUAAUAAAGGGCAAGAUAAACAGGGAGCUAACCAUGUCACCAUUACUGAAGGAAUAUUUGAAUAAGAAAGUCGUGAUAAUAACUGUGGAAGGUCAAUGUUUUACGGCGAAUUUGGAAGGGUUUGAUAAGAAUACAAAUUUAAUGCUAUCUAACGUUCGUGAUCGAUUUAAUCACGAAUUGAUCACGUCGGUACAAUUACUUCGAGGAAGUGAAGUAGUGGUGUGUGGCCUACUGGAGGAAAUUGAAGAGGGUAAGAAAGAUGUUGAGGAUUCUGGCGUAAUAAUACCGAUGGUGAAAUUGAAAGAUACAAAAAAUAGGAUACUAAAUGAACAUCUUAUUUGGGAGCAAGUAUGGAAGCAAAAAAGGAAAUGA
Naumovozyma castellii is the source of this 411-nucleotide messenger RNA. It is a transcript of the gene LSM8, whose product is annotated as U4/U6-U5 snRNP complex subunit LSM8. Bases 1 to 411 code for a protein of 136 amino acids. The record is from RefSeq and is a predicted model, not a curated record. NCBI's taxonomy places the organism in Eukaryota, Fungi, Ascomycota, Saccharomycetes, Saccharomycetales, Saccharomycetaceae. The transcript has a single exon.